AAGUCAAAACACUGAUAUUCAAUCAUCAAUGUACAUUGUACUCUGUGAUUGUUUCUUUCAAUAAUUUUUUAUUUUAAAUAAACAUACUAUUUUAUUUAUUCAAUAACUCGAACAAAAUGCGCUCAAAAGUAUGUCGCUUAUGUUGUGAAAAUGAAGGAACGAUCCAUAUUUUUGACGAUAACGAACAAUUGAAAACGAGCACUAAAAUAAUGUAUUGCUGUAAUAAAUCUAAAGUUAAUAUUGAAGAGGAUGAUACUCUCCCCAAAGUAAUUUGUUCUACUUGUCAUAUUCAACUAUGCAAAUCGUAUGACUUUAUACUGCAAUGCGAAUCGGCAGAUGAAAAACUGCGCUCGUUAGAGCUAACGAUACACGCCGAUGACAUCAAAAUGAUUGAGGAUGAGGAUUCAAAUAUUUCAUAUGAAUACAAAAGUGAGCAUACAAGUGACCAUGAAAGGAUUAACUCCCCCUUAUUAGAAAAUAGGGAAACAUCUGUUGUGAGCGAAAAGAUACUCUAUUCUGUGAAACGAAUUAGGAAGAAAUCCCGAAAAAAAGUAAACACUUAUCGAGGACCAGUUCAUUGCCCGACUUGUGACAAGUCAUGUAUAAAUAAUUCUGCAUUAUUGGCACACAUGAGAGCACAUUCUGAUAGGCGUGCCUUUCAAUGCUCCCUUUGCGAUAAGAAAUAUAAAGAUCCAGCAGGAUUAAAACGACAUACAGAAACUAAUCACACCAAAUGUAGAACUCGUAAUUUUAUUUGUGAAAAUUGUGGGAAGCGAUUCUUCACAAAAAAGUGUUUACAAACUCACACACGCAUACAUACAGGCGAAACUCCAUAUGCAUGUAAAUUAUGUCCCGCCCAAUUCUCACAGUUAGGGUCAUUAACUCGACACAAAAGAACACACACAGGAGAAAGACCUUACAAAUGCAGUUUAUGUCAAAAGAAUUUCUGUACCAAAUCUGAAUUAACCGUACAUACCAAGGUGCACAGUGGAGAAAAGAAUUACACUUGUGUAGUUUGCAAUAUGAAAUUCAAGCAUAAGUUUAAUUUAAAGACACAUAGUAUACGACAACAUGAGAGUAAAAUCACAGAGUAUGUUUGUGAUCUGUGCAAGAAAGUGUUCUUUCAAAAGAACAAUUUAGUUGUCCACAUCAAACGCAAGCAUUCUGCUCAAUCAGGAUUUUGUAAUAUAUGCUCCGAGCAUGCAUCCAAUAUAGAAAUGCACAUGUGGAAGCAUAAUGAUUACAGAGGAUUAAAAUGUGAAUAUUGUUCUAGUUCCUUCUUUGAUAAGAAAGGCUUAGUUUUGCACAUAACUUACAAGCACAAAGACUACAAAUAUAAAUGUGCAGAAGAUGGCUGUGAAGCAAUAUUCCCUGUGAAACAAAUGCUUGACUAUCACAUGGCAAAAUUUCAUUCCAUAGAAAAGCCAUUCCCUUGUGAUUUGUGUUCUAGAGCAUUUUAUAGAAAAAGUGACUAUGUAAGACAUAAAUUAGGUACACAUAAAAACAAAUAUAAAUGAUUAGGUAACA
Colias croceus (clouded yellow) is the source of this 1527-nucleotide messenger RNA. RefSeq names its product zinc finger protein 501-like. The transcript has a single exon. The record is from RefSeq and is a predicted model, not a curated record. Gene Ontology annotation, molecular function: RNA polymerase II cis-regulatory region sequence-specific DNA binding; DNA-binding transcription activator activity, RNA polymerase II-specific; zinc ion binding. Gene Ontology annotation, biological process: regulation of transcription by RNA polymerase II. Bases 117 to 1517 code for a protein of 466 amino acids. Gene Ontology annotation, cellular component: nucleus. Lineage: Eukaryota; Metazoa; Arthropoda; Insecta; Lepidoptera; Pieridae.